AUAGCAACAAGAAACAUGGCGCGCAAUCUGCGGAAGGUUAUAGUUAAAAUUCCAGUUGAAGAUCGUGAACUGGAUGGCGUGUUUAAUUUUCCAUGCGAGGCGUCGUGGAACGGUUGUGCUGUGAUUCUGACACACGGGGCCGGAGGGGAUAUGAAUUACCUCCAUCUGGAGAAACUAGCUGCUCAUCUCGCAAGCACGGGAAUACUGUGUUUGAGAUUCACCUGCAGGACAAGAAACUUCAAGUAUAGGAUACAGUGUUUCACAGCAGUUGUGGAGUUCCUGAGGAAUUUUGAAGAGUUUCCAAUCAACAUGUGCAUCAUAGCAGGCCGUUCAAUGGGUGCACGUGUUGCUGCUGAGGUAGCUUCAAACAGUAGUUUGACCACAAACUUUGUAUUUGGCGUUGCUUGUUUGUCAUACCCUUUACAUCCUCCACGUAAGACCUCGGAGAUUCGAGUAUCUUCACUUCUCCAUCUUGGAUUGCCUGCAUUGUUUAUAAGUGGCAGAAAAGAUCCAUACUGCAGGCCCGAUUUAAUGGAUACAGCUCUGAACAGAAUGGCAAAUGACUGGAAAAUGCACUGGGUGGAAGGUGCAGACCAUGAACUAAAGCUGCGUGGCAGAGUGAAUCAUGAGCUAAUAUCAGAUAUGUGUGAAUGGUUUGUGCAAUGGUGUCAGUCGGUGUUCAUGGCAGAAAGAUGACAAACCUUCCAAUAAAUGCAAUUUAGCCUGUGUAGCUGUAGUGGUGAGUAGCAAAGUUUGGAUUGGCAUUUGUACUAUUUUAUGUCUCUUUCAAGCUUCGAAGGACACACAAACCUGCCAACUACACAGACUGAUGGAAUUCAGCAAACUACCUGAACAUGUCUUAAAAUGAUUUUGUCAACGCCAUUUGUUACUGAACUGUCAUGGUAUAUGGUAAGACCAAAAUUUAUUUUUGUAUGCCAAUCUUGCAACAAUAUUUGGUGGUGUGCCAACAUUGGUUGUUUAAGGAGCACUGCCAUAAAUUCCUGCAUCACAUCUUGGCCAACAUGUCAUUGGAAAUGACCUAUGUCUGUUCAACGAGUACCAUUCGAGCUAUUAUGGAGACAGUCUAUAGUAAAUAAUAUUGUCCCAACAUUGCAUGAUAUUAUGGUAUUUGGCAUGUGCAUGUGUUGGCCUAUAUCAGGAAGUGAUGACCAAAUUAUGUUUUCCUCUUGUCCAUGCCAUAGACAAAGGUCACAGAGUAAAACAUACCCACCAUGGGCCAAUAUUGCUCAAUGUAAUACAUCAGAUUAUCACAAUCAAGUUGGCACAGCUUGACAAUGAUGAAAUCAGCAGGUUAAUAGUAAUAAUUUAUUGAGUUGUAAUAUAAUUUUUAGACUCCUGAACUCUGAAAUAA
Messenger RNA from Pocillopora verrucosa, 1372 nucleotides. Its product is annotated as testis-expressed protein 30. NCBI's taxonomy places the organism in Eukaryota, Metazoa, Cnidaria, Anthozoa, Scleractinia, Pocilloporidae. The record is from RefSeq and is a predicted model, not a curated record.